Messenger RNA from Cadophora gregata, 807 nucleotides. RefSeq lists its product as uncharacterized. The record is from RefSeq and is a predicted model, not a curated record. Gene Ontology annotation, biological process: carbohydrate catabolic process. Bases 1 to 807 code for a protein of 268 amino acids. Gene Ontology annotation, molecular function: cutinase activity. Lineage: Eukaryota; Fungi; Ascomycota; Leotiomycetes; Helotiales; Ploettnerulaceae. The transcript is spliced from 3 exons. Gene Ontology annotation, cellular component: extracellular region.
AUGCUCCCUUCAAUUUGGACCCUUCUAGCCAUCAUCGGCCUCACACUCGCUUCUCCUGUCCCAAUACCAGAUCCAGCACCAGUUACAAACCCGGCACCAGUUCCCGGAGUAAACUCCAGUCCCAGCGAGCUAGCCGAACGAGAAACAGACCUCAAUGCCUUCCUCUCUCUCCUUCUCGACCACCUCCCUGCCAUCGACGGAACCCUCGCAGCCAUAAGCGGCAUCCUCACCACCUUCCAAGGCUUCCUCGCCCUCGUUUCCGGUAAGAAAACAACUUACAACCAACUUUCCAGCACCUGUAAACCAUACACCGUCGUAUUUGCCCGUGGUACAACCGAGCCUGGCAACGUUGGGAUCUUGGUCGGUCCUCCAUUCUUCGAUGCAUUGAAGGCAAAGGUGGGGAGUGCGGCGUUGGCGGUCCAGGGCGUGAAUGAUUAUAAGGCGAGUGUUGUAGGGUAUUUGGCGGGUGGUGAUGUUAAGGGGAGUGUGAAUAUGGCGAUGCAAAUCGCGACGGCAUUCACGACAUGUCCAAACACCAAACUCGUUGUAUCGGGAUACUCACAAGGAGGUCAACUUGUUCACAACGCCCUAGCAUCUCUGCCAGCUACGACGGUCACGUGGGUUUCUAAGGUGGUGAUUUUCGGUGAUCCGAAUAAUGGCACGGCUAUCCCGAAUGUUGAGGCAAACAAGGUUAUGACAAUUUGUCAUCAAGGGGACGAUAUCUGUGAUGAUGGAUUGAGAGUCCUGCAGCAGCAUCUUACGUACGGUCUGGACGCGCGGAAUGCGGCGACUUUUGUGGUUUCUUGA